UUUGUUAUUCUGCAGGACUUACGUGAUAUUUUCGAAAAUAUGCCCAAUGGUGCCAACAACCGUCCCUCAAUGCGUCCUCGUGGCCGCGCUAUUGAGCAGCAAAGGUUGCCUGCUUGGCAACCUAUUCUCACGGCAGGGACAGUUCUCCCAACAUUCUUCGUGAUUGGGAUCGCUUUCAUCCCCGUUGGAGUCGGGCUGUUGUACUUCUCGAACGGUGUUCAGCAUUUUGAAUUGGACUACACUUAUUGCAAGACAUCGGAUGGUAAAACGUGUGCUGACAAGAUCGCCGAAGCCCCAGGUUCGUCUUGUGAAUGCAAGAUUCAGUUCAACAUAACUGACAGUUGGAAAGGAAAGGUCUACGUUUACUACGGCCUAACGAACUUCUACCAAAACCACAGAAGGUAUGUGAAGUCGCGCGAUGAUUUCCAGCUUCUUGGUGAUGUGAAGAAGACUCCGGACCAAGAAUGUCGUCCAUUUGCUUUCCAAAGCUUGAAUGCUACGUAUAAGGAGCCUAUUGUCCCAUGCGGUGCGAUAGCAAACAGCAUGUUCAAUGAUACGUUUCAGAUCACCUUUAGUAAUUCCGGAAAAGAAGUUAAAUUACUCAAAACCGGUCUGGCUUGGGAAUCCGACAAGCGAAUCAAGUUUGCCAAUCCGUCGGGCUUCGAUCCCGCGAAUGCCUCCGGGGUGUUCCUUAAGACACAAAAGCCGAUUAAUUGGCAGAAACCGAUCUAUAACCUCGGUCUGAACGAACCCGGAAACCAAGGUUUGGUGAAUGAAGACUUCAUAGUGUGGAUGAGAAACGCAGCUUUCCCGAAUUUCCGCAAAUUGUACGCAAUCGUGAGUGACGACCAGGAGUUUUUUCGCUACGGUUUCGCUGCUGGAAACUACGAAUUAACGGUGUCUUACACGUUCCCGGUAACUAAAUUCGACGGCACAAAACGGUUAAUGCUUUCUACGACGUCUUUGUUGGGCGGAAAGAAUCCUUUCCUUGGUAUCGCUUACAUAGUCGUAGGUUGCCUUUUUCUUGUGACAGGUAUCGUUUUUAUCUUUGUGCACAUCAAGUACGGGAAGACUACUCAGGAAAUGAUCAGUGUUACUCCGCAGACCCCGUAUUAAUUCGUGUUGCCUCAAUCAGGAAAAGAUCUCAUUUCGUUCAGUUGGUGGUUUAAGGCCUCUAGUCGUUGUUGCGCGAGAUCGGAGAGAAACUUGUUCCUUCUCGCUUUGUGAAGAAUGCCUGCGAAUGGGCGGUGAUUUUUGUUCCCCAAGUGACAGAAGUAAACCUAUCCUGCGGAGAAUGCCCUGACCUCGCGAAAUUUAAUGGUUUCGCAAACGCUUGGGAGUAAAUAUCGAGGUGUUUUCACCAUGGGUUGGGCGGUUUCACGGGGGACAUUUCCGUGUAGUGUAAUUGAAAUAGAAAGGCGUUCUGCUAAAAUACGCAAGGAUUUUGAUGUCUGUCAUGUUACAGUCUCUGAAGCAGUAAGUCAUGCAUUUUUUUUGCUGAAUGAUUUUCAGUAAUUUUCAAGGUAUAUAGGAUUCGUCAAAACCGAGAAAAAUUAUCUCAGUCUCUUACUAUUGAGCUGUGUUGCAUCGUGAAAUGAACUGGGUUACCGGAAAGAUGUUCCCUAUACUGUACUGUAAAUCAUAAUUAUCAAAGUAGAGCUUUUAAUGUUUUCCGGCUGAAUGAGCUGAAUUACUUGUCGAAUUACAGAGAUCACUAAAAUGAUCAAAUUGAUUUUUUUUUAAUUGUAACGAACAUUCGUCGACCUUCGCGGUGCCUCGGUGGUAAACCACGAUGAAGGUCUUCUGAGAAUUUACUGAGGCCUAGUGGCUGAUCAAAUACCGCCUUCUUGCCGAAAAAAAAGUGUGAACGUUUUUUUCUGAAAAAAAAACCUUUCUGUGGAACCAAGACGAGAAUCUUCUAGAUUUGACGAGAUCUCGAUAUUUUUCCGGUGCUCACGAAACCAUUAAACUUUUGGGUAAUGGGAGUGCUUCUCUGCGACGACGGGUUUUUUAUGUUACUAGGUCUGUCUGUCUGUUUUUUUUUUUUUGCCUCCAAAAAGAUUUUCCGAGUUAUUUUGUUCCUGGGGCAUUCGAUCGAUUGGGUACGAAAUCAUACUAUUGCUUGAGCCAAUUUUUCAUCGUGAUUUUCAUUUGUGCCUCCUGUUAGCUUUUGCCGACUGCCCAGUUUGAUCGCCGAGUAAGGGGAAGCAAAUGAGAGAAAUGUGUGGAAUACGCGGUGCAUUUUGUUUUGAUGAAUGUUUCAGAAGGUCCGCGCCUGAGAUGAGGUAUAAGAAAUGCACGAUUCAGUAAAGUACAGUGCCCACAAA
Notodromas monacha is the source of this 2327-nucleotide messenger RNA. Lineage: Eukaryota; Metazoa; Arthropoda; Ostracoda; Podocopida; Cyprididae. The record is from the annotation of a GenBank genome assembly.